Cicer arietinum (chickpea) is the source of this 3781-nucleotide messenger RNA. RefSeq lists its product as uncharacterized. Gene Ontology annotation, molecular function: small GTPase binding; nuclear export signal receptor activity. Gene Ontology annotation, biological process: protein import into nucleus; protein export from nucleus. NCBI's taxonomy places the organism in Eukaryota, Viridiplantae, Streptophyta, Magnoliopsida, Fabales, Fabaceae. Gene Ontology annotation, cellular component: cytosol; nuclear envelope. The record is from RefSeq and is a predicted model, not a curated record.
UUCCCACCAAAAAAAUCAUGAUAUAUAUGCUGGGUUACAUUCCCUUCCCGCCAAGACGUUUGACUGAAACUAGGGUUUCUGGAUUGUGAGGAAUAGCUCUCAUUGACAUGGCGGAUCUUACUCAAAUCGCUCACCUUCUCAACCAAACAAUCAGCCCUGACGCCACCGCCGUUCAUACCUCCACUUAUGAGCUCGAUCGCCUUUCCCUCACUCAUCGAUUCCCCUUCCAUCUCCUCUCCAUUUCCACCGGAGGAGAAAAUCAAGGUCAGAAAAUUGCUGCUGCUACGUAUCUCAAAAACCUCACGCGCCGCAACGUUGAUACCAGUGGUGCCACACCUUCGAAUGUGAGCAAGGAGUUCAAGGACCAGUUGGUGCAAACUUUGCUUCAAGUUGAAUUUCCCGUUCUCAAGAUUUUAGUCGAAGUGUUCCGAAUUGUUGUUUCUGCGGAUUUUGUGAAACAGAGUUUGUGGCCAGAACUUGUGCCUAAUUUAAAAUCUGCUAUUCAAAAUAGCCAUCUUAUCAAUGGAUCAAACUCCACAUGGAAUACCAUCAAUGCUCUUACUGUUCUUCAUGCGCUUCUCAGACCCUUUCAGUAUUUUUUGAAUCCCAAAGUUGCAAAGGAGCCAGUACCACCACAGUUGGAGCUCAUAGCAAAUGAAAUUCUUGUACCUUUGCUUAUUGUAUUUCAUCAAUUUGUUGGAAAGGCCUUAGCAAAUAACGAAAGAGCAGAAAUAGAAAUUGAGAAAGCCAUCCUCACUAUAUGCAAAUGCCUACAUUUUGCAGUAAAGUCCUACAUGCCAUCAACUUUAGCUCCUCUACUUCCUUCGUUGAGUCAGGAUCUAAUGAGCAUUUUGAGUUCUUUGAGCUUUGAUUGUUCAGUCACUCAAGAAGAUGUAUAUUUGACAAGGUUGAAGUCUGGGAAAAGAAGUCUGCUCAUUUUCUCUUCUCUUGUCACCCGUCACAGGAAACAUUCUGACAAGUUGAUGCCAGAUAUUAUAAAUUGUGCUCUAAACAUAGUCAAAUUUAGCAAAAAUACCAGUAGACUUCCUUUCCUGUUAGAGAGGAUUCUGUCACUAGGUUUUGAUGUUAUUUCAAAUGUCCUCGAAACUGGCCCUGGGUGGCGGUUAGUUUCUCCACAUUUUACAACUUUAUUGGAAUCUGCUAUCUUCCCAGCAUUGGUAAUGAAUGAGAAGGAUGUAUCAGAGUGGGAAGAAGAUGCCGAUGAGUACAUACGAAAGAAUCUUCCUUCCGAUAUAGACGAAAUUUGUGGAUGGAGGGAGUAUUUAUUCACUGCCAGAAAAAGUGCAGUAAACUUACUUGGUGUUAUUUCAAUGUCAAAGGGGCCACCUAUGGAGACUUCAAUUGACAGUUUAUCUGCUUCAGCCAAACGUAAAAAGGGUCAAAAGAACAAAAGAAGCAAUCAGCGCCGUUCUAUGGGGGAGUUGUUGGUGCUUCCUUUUUUGUCCAAGUUUCCUAUGCCUUCUGAUUCCAACAUGUCUAAAAAAAAAAUCCUGAAUGAUUACUUUGGUGUGCUGAUGGCAUAUGGCGGUCUGCAAGAUUUUUUGAGAGAGCAAGAAUCUGGAUAUGUGACAAUUCUGAUUCGUACACGGAUUUUGCCACUAUAUACAGUAGCUGUUUCUGUACCACACCUCAUUGCAAGUGCAAACUGGGUACUUGGAGAACUAGGCUCCUGUCUACCAGAGGAAAUGAGUGCUGAUGUAUAUUCUCAAUUACUUAUGGCAUUGGUUAUGCCGGAUAAGCAGGAUACUUCUUGCUAUCCUGUGCGGGUUUCUGCUGCUGGGGCAAUAACUACACUGCUUGAUAAUGACUACAUGCCCCCCGAUUUUCUACCCCUUCUCCAAGUAAUAGUUACCAACAUUGGAAAUGAUGAGAAUGAUAGCUCCAUUUUAUUUCAGCUUCUCAGUUCUAUCAUGGAAGUUGGAGAUGAGAAAGUUGCAGUCCAUAUCCCACACAUCAUCCCUUCUCUAGUGGGUUCAGUCUCAAAAUGGUUAACUUCCGAUCUGGAGCCUUGGCCUCAGGUGGUUGAGCGUGGAAUUGCUGCUCUGGCAGUUAUGGGUCAGACAUGGGAAGACUCGAGGCCUGAAGUAUCCGAGUUAAAUGGCGUUCAAGAAAAAUGGGUUGCAGAUCAGGCGGCAAUUGGCAAAGCUUUUGCUGCACUGUUGCAGCAGGUUUGGCUUACACCUAUAUGCACACAGGAUGAACAAGAUCAGAAAUUUCCGACUUCAUCAUGCAUAGAAGAUCUGUCAACUUUACUGCGGUCUGUCAUGUUAUCUGUUGAUGGAGAUCACAUGAUUCAGGAGCUUAAAGUGUCAGAGCUGCUCUCAGUUUGGGCAGAAAUGAUUGCAGAGUGGCAUGCAUGGGAGGAAUCAGAAGAUUUGUCCAUUUUUGAUGUGAUUAAGGAAAUUGUGAAUUUAGAUCGCUCAUACAGGCUGAAAAACUUCCUUGUAAAAGAGACUCCACCCCCUCCAGCUCCACCUGUGCCUGAACGUUCAAUUGUAGAAGGAAUUGGCACUUUUGUAAGUGAGGCCAUUAAGCAAUAUCCUUCUGCAACAUAUAGAGCUUGUUCAUGUGUUCAUACAUUACUACAUUGUCCAACCUACUCACUUGAAACCGAAGGUGUAAAGCAGUCAUUGGCUAUUGCUUUUAGUCGGGCAGCCUUCUCUCGCUUUGUUGAAGUUCGAAGCACGCCCGAUUCACUCUGGAAGCCUCUAUUGCUUGCUAUGUCUUCAUGCUAUUUAUGUUAUCCUGAAAUUAUAGAAGGUAUUAUGGAAAAAAGUGAAGAGGCCGGCAUCACAAUUUGGGCAUCUGCGUUGUGUCACGUAUCCAAUAGCUCCUUUGAGGCUGCCGGUCUGACAACAGAGUCUGAGAUGAAGUUAAUGGUGAUCACACUGGCCCAAUUGAUUGAGCAGCUUCUGAAACAAGGGAAGUCAUACGGUGAUUCAAUUCAUAACUGCUUUACUUCACUGAUGGAGGUAUCCACUCAGUUGAAAGAAUUACAGGACGAGAAAGGAGAUGAAGAAGAAGCCGAAGAGUCUGAAAAUGACGAUGACGAUGAGGACGAAGACAGUGGCGAUGAUGACUCCGAAGAUUACGAUGAUGAGGACUCUGAGGUUGAGGAGUAUGAAGAAACGGAAGAAGAAUUUCUCGAUAGGUAUGCUAAAGCUGCCGGGGCAUUGGAAAAUGGUUCAGUUAUUAUGGAAGAGGGGGAUGUUGAAGAUCAAGAACUGGAUAUGGAAUUAGGUCAAUUACUUGCCGUUGAUGAGCAAAAGGUUGUGUUGUCCUUGAUAGACAAAUACCGCCAUGUGCUUAUACAAGAACAAGAUUUUCCCUCGCAGCUCAUCACAAAUUUUCUGAAUGCCUUCCCCGAGUAUGGUUUGUAUUUCCAUCAAUACUGAAGUACGUUUUAUGUUCUACAUUGUUGGUGUUGGGUGUAAAUUAAGAUUAUUCGCUAGAAAAGUCAGGAUUUUGAAUUAUUUGUACAAGGGAACAGGUAUUGUUAUUUUUUUUUUGGGAUGUGUCGGGGAGUUUGUAUUGGUUAGUUUUAUUUCUCAUUUAUUUAUUUGUAUAUUUAUUUAUUCUUUUAAUUGAGUAGAGAAGGGUUACUUACCAUGUUGAGAUUUUAGAUUUGAGAGUUGAGCCGACAUGUAAGGGAGUUAAAUUGUAUUGUAGAACGAUAUUUCUGAUUUGAGUUAUAGAUUUUGCGCCAUGACUGUCAUACUUUUGGCUACCUCCAUGGCAUCUACCAUUAAAAUCUUUUUUA